Messenger RNA from Morus notabilis, 2248 nucleotides. Its product is annotated as pre-mRNA-processing factor 17. Gene Ontology annotation, cellular component: catalytic step 2 spliceosome. The record is from RefSeq and is a predicted model, not a curated record. The transcript is spliced from 2 exons. NCBI's taxonomy places the organism in Eukaryota, Viridiplantae, Streptophyta, Magnoliopsida, Rosales, Moraceae. Gene Ontology annotation, molecular function: mRNA binding; protein binding. Gene Ontology annotation, biological process: mRNA splicing, via spliceosome. Bases 110 to 1885 code for a protein of 591 amino acids.
UUUUGGAAUCCAUUCCAAUCACGCUUAAGCAUUUUCAUAUCAAAGCUUUUCAGAUUCAUUCCCAAAAUUCGAAAGACAAACCACCCAAAUUUGAUCGCCCCACAAUCCCAUGGAUCUCCUCCAGUCCUACAGGGACCAAAACGAAGACGAAUUAGACGAUGCGGCGGAGGACCAAAACCAAAACCCUAGCUCCUACCCGGACUCGUUGCCGCCCCGCCUCCUCGCCGGCAAAUCCGCCGCCCCAAAAGUUGACGACACAAUGCUCUCCCUAACGGUUGCCGCCGCCGCCCACCGCCGCGACCAGUCGAAGCCCAUCGACCCGACACAGCACCUUGUCGCCUUCAACCCUACAUACGACCAGCUGUGGGCCCCAAUCCAAGGCCCUUCCCACCCCUACGCCAAGGACGGCAUCGCCCAGGGCAUGCGCAACCACAAGCUCGGCUUCGUCGAGGACGCCUCCAUCGAGCCCUUCGUCUUCGACGAGCAGUACAACACCUUCCACAAGUACGGCUACGCCGCCGACCCCUCCGCCUCCGCCGGAUUCAACUACGUCGGCGAUGUGGACGCUCUGCGGCAGAACGACGCCGUUUCCGUCUACAACAUCCCCCAGCACGAGCAGAAGAAACGGAAAUUGGAGAAGAAGAAGGAAUUGGCCGAAGACGGUGAUCAAAACGGCGAUGAGAUCGAUCAGAGCGAGGUCGAUAAUCCGGCGACCGAAUCGUGGCUGAUGAAGAACAGGAAGAGCCCUUGGGCUGGGAAGAAGGAAGACUUGCAGACGGAGCUGACGGAGGAGCAGAAGAAGUACGCAGAAGAGUACGCCAAGAAGAAAGGCGAGGAGAGAGGUGGCGGAGAGAAAGGUGAGGCUUUUGCUGAUAAGACGGCUUUUCAUGGUAAAGAAGAGAGGGAUUAUCAAGGCAGGUCUUGGAUUGCGCCUCCCAAGGACGCCAAGGCCACGAACGAUCAUUGUUAUAUACCGAAGAGAUUGGUUCACACAUGGAGUGGCCACACAAAGGGCGUUUCUGCUAUUCGGUUCUUCCCCAAAUAUGGACACUUGAUUCUCUCUGCUGGGAUGGACACCAAGAUCAAGAUUUGGGACGUUUUCAAUACCGGUAAGUGUAUGAGAACUUACAUGGGUCAUUCUAAAGCUGUUCGCGAUAUAUGUUUUUCUAAUGAUGGGACUAAGUUUUUGAGCGCUGGUUAUGAUAAGAACAUUAAGUAUUGGGAUACUGAAACUGGGCAAGUGAUUUCAACUUUCUCUACUGGGAAGGUUCCUUAUGUUGUUAAGCUUAAUCCGGAUGAGGAUAAACAGAACAUUUUGUUGGCUGGGAUGAGCGAUAAGAAGAUCGUUCAGUGGGAUAUGAACACUGGACAGAUAACGCAAGAGUAUGAUCAGCAUUUGGGUGCUGUGAAUACCAUCACGUUUGUCGAUAACAAUAGGAGGUUUGUUACUUCGAGUGACGACAAGUCGCUGCGCGUUUGGGAAUUCGGGAUCCCGGUGGUGAUCAAGUACAUUAGUGAGCCUCACAUGCACUCCAUGCCGGCGAUUUCGCUUCACCCGAACUCGAAUUGGCUUGCUGCGCAGAGUAUGGAUAAUCAGAUUCUUAUUUACAGCACUAGGGAGAAGUUUCAGCUUAAUAAGAAGAAGAGGUUUGCCGGGCAUGUCGUUGCCGGCUAUGCUUGCCAAGUUAAUUUCUCGCCGGAUGGUCGAUUUGUUAUGUCCGGAGAUGGUGAGGGUAGAUGCUGGUUCUGGGACUGGAAGACUUGCAAAGUGUUCAGAACUCUCAAGUGUCAUGAGGGUGUGUGCAUUGGGUGUGAGUGGCAUCCGUUGGAGCAAAGUAAAGUGGCAACAUGUGGCUGGGAUGGCUUGAUCAAGUAUUGGGAUUAGCUGUUUCUCAUCUUAGUUAGCCAUGGUGCAUUCUCUGUUGGUCAAUCCGUCCAAGACCUUCAGGAAGACGUCCAAAUUGGGGUGAGAAAGCAGAUGUGUUAAACAUUGUCAAAUAUGCCGGUGCUGAUCUUUCAAUAUUUUUAUUGUAUCAUCACCACACUCCCAUCCAGUUGUGCUGAAAAUAUACUUGCAAUAGAUUUUAUCUUAGCUUUUAUGCUUCCAUCUUUGUAGAUUAAAAGUUUCUAGUUAAUUUUUUUUUUCCUUGAAACUUUUACUUCUGUUCUUAAUCCUGCUGAUCUGAUGAUACAUCAUCCUUUUGUCUCAACAACAUCCAGCUAUGCUGAAAUAUACUUGCAAUAGAUU